AUGUCUCACACAAUUUUGUUGGUACAACCCGGUCCCAGGCCAGAAACAAGGACGUAUUCAGACUAUGAGAGCGUUAAUGACUGCAUGGAAGGCGUCUGUAAGAUAUACGAAGAACAUUUGAAAAGAAGAAAUCCCAAUACACCUACAAUAACUUACGAUAUCUCACAAUUGUUUGAUUUUGUUGAUCAGCUUGCAGAUUUAAGUUGCUUAGUGUAUCAAAAAUCAACAAACACAUAUGCACCAUACAAUAAGGAUUGGAUUAAGGAGAAAAUUUAUGUACUCUUGCGUCAAGCAGCCGGUCAGAGUGAC
Molecule: messenger RNA, 309 nt
Organism: Brenthis ino (lesser marbled fritillary)
Lineage: Eukaryota; Metazoa; Arthropoda; Insecta; Lepidoptera; Nymphalidae
Source: the annotation of a GenBank genome assembly